This is a messenger RNA of Lytechinus pictus (painted urchin), 985 nucleotides long. Its product is annotated as conserved oligomeric Golgi complex subunit 7-like. Gene Ontology annotation, biological process: Golgi organization; intracellular protein transport; retrograde vesicle-mediated transport, Golgi to endoplasmic reticulum. Bases 122 to 985 code for a protein of 287 amino acids. Lineage: Eukaryota; Metazoa; Echinodermata; Echinoidea; Temnopleuroida; Toxopneustidae. The record is from RefSeq and is a predicted model, not a curated record. Gene Ontology annotation, cellular component: COG complex. The transcript is spliced from 10 exons.
UUUCUAGGACUUCUCCAAGUUUUUGGAUGCCAACUUUGAUGUAAAGGACUGGGUGAAUGCUGCAUUUAGGACACAGAAGGAUUCUCCUGAACAAAAAGAUGCCCAUGCAGCAACACUGGUUAUGAAGUUGCAGCUCUUUAUCCAGGAAGUAAAUAACUCUUUGGAAGAGACGAGUCAGCAAGCAUUACAGAACCUCCCUCGUGUUCUCCGAGAUGUUGAGGCUGUGAGACAAGAAGCUGGCUUUCUCAAGGAUCAGAUGCAACUAGUCAAGGAAGACAUCAAAAAGGUUGAGGAGGAUACAUCAGAGUCUAUGAAGAUGCUGUUGGAGAUUGAUACCAUUAAAUCUCGGAUGAAGGCAGCAUCUGAUGCUCUCCAGGAAGCUGAUAACUGGACUACCUUGAUGGCUGAUGUAGAUGAGGUAUUUGCUAGUCAGGAUGUUCAGCUGAUAGCAAACAAAUUACUGGCAAUGCAGCAUAGUCUGAGUAUGUUGGCUCAUUGUGGUGAUUAUGACGAGAGAUGUCAGAGUCUGGAAGUUUUAAAGAAUCGUUUAGAAGCUCUUCUCAGUCCUCAACUUGUCAGUGCCUUCAAUUCACAUUCACUCGAGGCUACACAGAAAUAUGUGAAAAUAUUCAAGGACAUGGAGAGACUGCCAGAGCUCAAGAAUUAUUAUUACAAAUGCCAUAAGAGUUCCUUAUUACUACAGUGGCAGCAGCUACAAGAAACAAACAGAGAAAAGGUUCUUGCAGAAUGGUUGUCAACAUUCUAUGAAACAUUGCUUACAACGUGGCAUAGAGAGGUACAAUGGUGUGAUCAGGUUUUCCCUGAUGCAGUUCUGAUGGUCUGUGAGCUCUUGACCCAGACAUUGUUGAGUCUUCAACCUUCUCUACCAGCUUGUAUGGACUCUGCCUUGCAAGACAAUGCUCUCCUCAACCUCAUUGAACUCAGACAGGUAACCUUAGUUAGACCCAGUGUUUUAAUUGCCUGA